Boleophthalmus pectinirostris (great blue-spotted mudskipper) is the source of this 4746-nucleotide messenger RNA. RefSeq names its product extracellular calcium-sensing receptor-like. Bases 1 to 4746 code for a protein of 1581 amino acids. Gene Ontology annotation, molecular function: G protein-coupled receptor activity. Lineage: Eukaryota; Metazoa; Chordata; Actinopteri; Gobiiformes; Gobiidae. The record is from RefSeq and is a predicted model, not a curated record. The transcript is spliced from 17 exons. Gene Ontology annotation, cellular component: membrane. Gene Ontology annotation, biological process: G protein-coupled receptor signaling pathway.
AUGAUCUUUGCCAUCGAGGAAAUCAACAACAGUUCUGUCCUGUUGCCUGGGGUUACUGUGGGUUACCAAAUCCACGACUCCUGUGCAUCUGUCCCUGUAGCUGUACAGGCGGCUUUUCAGCUUGUCAACGGACAUGCCCCAGAAUACCACCCAGACCAGCGAUGCUCCCAGUCCGGGAUGGUGAUGGGCAUUGUGGGGGAAUCUGGCUCCACACCAUCUAUCAGCAUGUCCCGAGUCGUAGGGCCAUUCAACAUACCCCAAGUGAGUCACUUUGCUACAUGUGCAUGCCUGUCUGACAAAGAGCAGUAUCCCAGCUUCUUCCGAACAAUUCCCAGUGACAAGUUUCAGGCUGACGCUUUGGUGCGACUAGUCAAACAGUUUGGAUGGACUUGGAUUGGCACUGUCUACUCAGACUCGGACUAUGGGAAUAAUGGCAUGGCAUCAUUCCUGUCAGCAGCAAGCGGGGAGGGCAUCUGUGUGGAAUACUCUGAGGCAUUCUAUAGGACAUACUCACUCAGCAGGAUUCAGAGAGUGGCACAGGCCAUACGCAGGUCCACAGCGACAGUAAUUGUAGCAUUUGCGGCCUCUGGAGACAUGCGUAUUCUGUUGGAGGAGCUGUGCCAGGAGCCUGUUCCGUACCGACAGUGGGUGGGCAGUGAGGCCUGGGUAACAGACCCUGACCUGCUCCGCUUCAGCUCUUGUGUGAGGGCUCUGGGGCUGGGCAUCCAACAGUCUGUGAUCCCUGGGCUGAAGGAGUUCUUAUCAGACCUGCCCUUCUCCACAGUGAGGGACUCUCCACUACUGAGCAAAUUCUGGGAGGAGGCGUUCAAGUGCAGUAUGCCCACAAAUGUUGGUCCAGAUGAUCCAGUGUGUGACGGGAGGGAAGACUUAGUGAAUCUCCAGAGCCCAUACUUGGACACUUCCCAGCUGCGCAUCACUAACAUGGUCUACAAGGCUGUGUAUGCAAUAGCACAUGCCAUUCACAACGCUCUUUGUCUAGGACAGAAUACUACCAAUCAGUGCAGCCACUUCAUUCCACUGCAGUCUGCACAGGUACUUGCUCAGUUAAAGAAAGUAAAUUUCACUCAGAAUGGAUACAGUGUGUCCUUUGAUGCCAAUGGAGACCCCGUGGCCACAUAUGAGCUGGUGAACUGGCAAACAACUGACCAGGGUACUUUUCAGCUCAAGACAGUGGGGCACUUUGAUGCCUCUCAACCAAAGGGACAGGAGUUCAGGAUACACACGGUUUUACAAUGGAUGCAAGGGAGCACAGAGGUACCAAUGUCAGUUUGCAGUCAGAGUUGUGUCCCAGGAACCCAUAAAGUUCACCAAAAAGGCAAACCUAUCUGUUGCUAUGACUGCAUUGCAUGUCCUGAAGGUGAAAUAAGCAACAUUACAGAUUCACCUAAUUGCUACAACUGUCCUGAGGAGUUCUGGCCAAAUCCUAAAAGAGAUUCCUGUUUACCUAAAUCAGUGGAGUUUUUGUCAUUUAAUGAAAACCUAGGCAUCAUCCUGGUUGUGUUCUCAGUGGGCGGGGCUUGUUUGGCUAUUCUCACAGCGGCAGUGUUCUUCAGACAUAGAAACACCCCAAUAGUCAAAGCCAACAACUCCGAAUUAAGUUUCUGUCUGCUUCUCUCACUCACUCUAUGCUUUCUAUGUUCACUUACAUUUAUUGGGGCUCCUUCUGAGUGGUCCUGCAUGCUGCGCCACACUGCAUUCGGCAUCACUUUCGUCCUCUGUAUCUCUUGUGUUCUGGGGAAGACUAUAGUGGUGCUCAUGGCCUUCAGAGCCACACUUCCAGGCAGUAAUGUCAUGAAAUGGUUUGGGCCUCUUCAGCAACGAAUGACAGUUGUUUCAUUCACACUGAUACAAGUUUUGAUUUGUAUAAUUUGGUUAGUUGUGAAUCCGCCUUUUCCCAUAAAGAAUUUAUCCACAUUCAAAGACAGGAUCAUAUUAGAAUGUGCAUUAGGUUCUCCAAUUGGUUUCUGGGCAAUUCUUGGAUACAUAGGUCUGUUAGCUUUAUUGUGUUUUGUGUUGGCGUUCUUGGCUCGUAAACUUCCUGAUAACUUUAAUGAGGCCAAGUUCAUCACCUUCAGCAUGUUGAUCUUCUGUGCAGUCUGGAUCACUUUUAUCCCAGCUUAUGUCAGCUCUCCAGGAAAGUUUACUGUUGCUGUGGAAAUAUUUGCUAUUCUCGCUUCAAGUUUUGGAUUGUUUUUUUGUCUUUUUCUCCCUAGAUGUUAUAUUAUAUUAUUCAGGCCAGAGAAGAACACCAAGAAGCAUUUAAUGAGCAAAUACUUUGAUUUCAGGGCCUUCCGGUGGAUGAUGACCAUGGUGUUUGCAGUGGAGGAAAUCAACAGAGACUCUAGUUUGCUUCCUGGGGUUAAACUGGGUUAUCGAGUUAUGGACAGCUGUGACCAAGUCCACUCCAGCCUGCAGGCAGUUCUCUCCUUACUCUCACAAACAGAUGAAAAAACUGCUGAAAAUGAAAAAGUCAACCAAUACGUUUCUGGUGUGGAGGAAAGGUCUCAGUCUAGCUGUUUGGCUGGUGCACCUGUCUCUGCAGUGAUCGGAUUGGCCUCCUCUUCUCCCACUAGAGCUGUGGCACACACUGUGGGACCCUUUAGCAUCCCCCUGGUGAGUUACUUUGCCACAUGCACAUGUCUUACCAACAAAAAACUCUAUCCAUCAUUUCUGCGCACAGUGCCCAGUGACCUCUUCCAAGUCAGAGGUCUGGUACAGCUUGUCACCUUCUUCGGCUGGAAUUGGAUCGGCACAAUUGGAACCACUGAUGACUACAGUCAUUAUGGCAUUCAGGCAUUCUCACAGGAGUUUAGUAAGCGUGGGGGAUGCAUAGCUUUUCAUGUCACCAUCCCGAAAUCUCCCUCCAUAGAGGAGGUUUGGAGUAUGGCAGACCAGCUACAAAGCUCCACAGCACGAGUCGUGGUGGUGUUUGCAACUGAAGGUCAGCUGGUGGCGCUAUUCUCAGAGUUGUCUCAGAGGAACGUGACAGGGAUUCAGUGGGUGGCCAGUGAAGCGUGGGUAACAGCUAGUCUGCUCACAUCACCAGAAUUCCAGAGUCUACUGCAGGGAACUGUGGGCUUCUCUUUUCCUGGUGUGUACAUCCCAAGAUUAAAAGAGUUUCUACAAAGUGUGCGGCCCUCUUCACAACCUGGGAUGGAGUUAGUUAAUGUGUUCUGGGAAGAGCUAUUUGAUUGUAAGCUAAACUAUGGCACUAAUGAUGAGAGUGUUGUUCCUGUAAAGAGGAAGUGCUCAGGUUUUGAGGAUCUUAACAGCACUGUGGUUAGUGGUUACACAGAUGUCUCUCAAGUCAGAAUCUCUUAUAACGUUUACAAAGCCACCUAUGCCAUCAGCCACGCGCUGCAUCAGCUCUUCAAAUGUGAUCCACAAAAACAAACCUGUGAACUCAGAACAUUUACUUCUACAGAGGUAUGUCAAAGCUUGGAUAAAAUGAAGAAUACAAAAUUACUACAACAUCUUAAGGAUGUGAACUUCACCGAUCAGUUUGGGGAGAAAGUAUAUUUUGAUUCCAAUGGAGAGCCUGUUCCACUGUAUGACAUUAUCAACUGGCAGAAGGGCAGAGAGGAGGAAAUAAGAUUCAUUAAAGUGGGAACUUAUGACGGUUCCGCUCCUCUGGGACAACAGCUGCAGAUGGAACAGAGGAAUAUAAUGUGGACCACAGGACUGAGACAGGUGCCCUUGUCCCAGUGCAGUGUGCCUUGCCCCCCUGGCACCAGGAAGGCAACUCGUAUGGGACAACCGCCAUGUUGCUUUGACUGUCUGCCCUGUGCUGAUGGAGAGAUCAGCAACCAGUCAGGAUCAACUGAAUGCACCAAAUGUCCUCAGUACUACUGGUCUAAUGAGGACAAAGUCAAAUGCGUUGCUGGUGUGGAGGAGUUCCUGUCUUACACUGACACUAUGGGCAUCAUCCUGGUCACUUUGACAUUAUUGGGCGUGUCCCUCACUGCUGUCAUCACCACUGUCUUCCACUGUUUCCGCUCCACACCCAUUGUCAAGGCCAACAACUCCGAGAUCAGCUUCUUACUUCUUGCGUCACUCAAGCUGUGUUUCCUGUGUUCUCUGGUGUUCAUUGGUCAGCCAUCGGUGUGGACAUGUCGUCUGAGACAAGCAGCAUUUGGGGUCAGCUUUGUCCUCUGCCUCUCCUGCCUCCUGGUUAAGACCAUUGUGGUCUUAUUGGCCUUUAGAACAAGCAAACCCCACUCCAAAACUCUCAAACUGUUCGGGCCCAUCCAGCAGAGGGUUCUCAUUCUGUGUACCACUGUUCCACAGGUUUGUCUGUGCACUGGGUGGCUUGUAGCAGCCCCUCCUUUUCCAUUCAGAAAUCCAGAUUACCAAACUACAACGGGAAAGAUUGUUUUAGAGUGCAAAGAACCCUGGCCACCUGGAUUCUACUUAGUUUUGGGCUACAUUGGACUUCUGGCUUUUCUAUGUCUCCUGCUGGCAUUCCUUGGAAGGAAAUUGCCAGACACCUUUAAUGAGGCUAAACUAAUCUCCUUCAGUAUGCUCAUCUUCUGGGCUGUGUGGAUCUGCUUUAUCCCAGCUUACGUCAGUUCCCCAGGGAAAUUUACAGUAGCAGUAGAGAUUUUUGCCAUUUUAGCUUCAAGUUUUGGGUUGCUGGUUUGCAUAUUUAUGCCUAAAUGUUAUAUAAUUUUAUUCCAGCCUGAAAGAAAUGUCAAGAAAGCGAUGACUGUAAAAUAUGUAAAAUAA